Molecule: messenger RNA, 871 nt
Organism: Mytilus trossulus (common blue mussel)
Lineage: Eukaryota; Metazoa; Mollusca; Bivalvia; Mytilida; Mytilidae
Exons: 4
Coding region: 25-525 (166 amino acids)
Source: RefSeq, a predicted model, not a curated record
UUACUUAAAAACUGUCAACCGGAUAUGUUUUUUUUUUAUCAUAAUUAUUUACCUGGAGGUAAGAUAGGGUACCCCCUGGAGAUGUUGUUGAUACGAAUUCUGCUUACUUGUUUUAUUUUGAUAGAAUACUGUACAGGUCAAAAUGCUCCACAUGAUGAGGUUAAAAUGGAAGUAAAUCACAGACUGAAAUGUACAGAAAAUGAAACACAAACCAUUGCAUGUCGGAACGGAGGGACAUGUUUCGCAACUUUCAUAGAAGAAAGAUUUGUUCGCUGUGCAUGUGUAAAAAAAUAUACUGGUAAAUUUUGCGAAAUGAUAGAUAUCAAUAUCAUUUUUAAAAGAGAACGAGAAGAGAAAACAACGAAUGCAGGAUUGAUUGCUGGUAUUAUAACCAUUGUGUUACUCUUUACUGUAGUCAUAAUUAUAUUAAUCUGCAAAAAGAAACAUAAGAGAGGGACAAAAUUACCAGAUAUAAAACCGGAGGAAGAAGAUAAUUUAAAGGCGGAAGUAACAGAGGAAAGUUAAUAACUUACUCGCAAAGAUAUAAACUACAGAAACUAGUAGUAACAUACGAAGAUAGCUAAAUAUCAAACUUUGUUAUUUUUGAUUUACAAAGUUGCGUUUUGUGUAAACCAGAAAAUACAGCCAGUCACAAAAGGGGAAAUAAAUGUGGCAAAAUCAGUGUUAGACAGUACAAUUUCCGUUAGACACUGAAAAAUUAUAUUAGGAAAAAAGUAGAAUUUUCUCUCCGUGACAUUGAUUUCCCAGGUGAUGAAGUCAACGUAUGAGUGCAGAUUGGCUGUCUGAGUAUUGCAUAUUUUCUUCUGAAUGAACAACUGUUAUAAAUUUUAGAAUACGUGCAAAUAAAUGU